UUCAUUAUUAAAAAAGCACUACCCUGGUGCAUUAAAACUUGGAGUUUGAGUUAUUAAAAAAAAUGGAUUUCAAAUUCUUACCAUUACUUUUCCUCCUGAUUACCCUCUCAUCGGCUCAUCAAAUAAGAUUAUUUAAUAACUGCCCAUUCACCGUGUGGCCAGGAAUUCAGGGUAAUCCUGGAAAGGCUCAUCUCGAAGGCGGUGGAUUUCAAUUGAAUUCACGUGCUGCCCGUGUAAUUCGUACGCCAAAUAAUUGGGCAGGCAGAGUUUGGGGCAGGACCACAUGCGAUGGUCGAGGUAUUUGUCAGACUGGUGGUUGUGGUAAUAGAAUCCAAUGCAAUGGUGCUGGUGGUGUACCACCGGUCACUCUCGCUGAGAUGACAUUCAGUGGAGCUGGAGGUCUUGAUUUCUACGAUAUUUCCCUCGUCGACGGUUACAAUUUACCUUUGAGAAUGGUACCAACUGGAGGAUUCCGACUAUCUGGUGGUGGAAGAUACGACUGUAAAGCUGCUGGUUGUCAUGCUGAUCUGAAUGCCAGGUGUCCCAACGAAUUAGCCGUUAGAUCAGGACGAUCGACUGUUGCUUGCAAAAGUGCAUGUCUUGCGUUCAAUACUGAUCAAUAUUGUUGUCGAGGAGCUUUUAAUACACCACGAACUUGCAGGAGUCAAAAUUGGCCAAGAAAUUAUCCUGCUAUCUUCAAGAGUGCCUGCCCGGAUGCCUACAGUUACGCCUACGAUGAUCAAACAAGCACCUUUACCUGUCGACCUAGUCCAGCUACCAAUUAUGACAUCAUCUUCUGCCCCUAAAAAAUUAAUAAUUUUUAUCAAAAUUACAGCAUUCAAAUUUUCGAUUUUUUAAUUUUGUUAUAUUCGAAAUCUUGUUUCUCCGUUUCAAUUCUACUUGGUUAGUUCUUUCCAUUCACCAAUUUUUUUUAAAUACAUUACGAACCUGGUGAAAUAAAUUCUAAAUAGCAGAAUUAUUUAUUACCUAAUA
This is a messenger RNA of Leptopilina heterotoma, 993 nucleotides long. Its product is annotated as pathogenesis-related protein 5-like. The coding region runs from base 63 to 806 and encodes 247 amino acids. The record is from RefSeq and is a predicted model, not a curated record. Lineage: Eukaryota; Metazoa; Arthropoda; Insecta; Hymenoptera; Figitidae. The transcript has 2 exons.